Molecule: messenger RNA, 6339 nt
Organism: Drosophila erecta
Lineage: Eukaryota; Metazoa; Arthropoda; Insecta; Diptera; Drosophilidae
Gene: RhoGAPp190
Product: rho GTPase-activating protein 190
Exons: 17
Coding region: 197-5056 (1619 amino acids)
Biological process (GO): signal transduction
Molecular function (GO): GTPase activity; GTP binding
Source: RefSeq, a predicted model, not a curated record
AUAUUAGCUAACAAUCAUCGAUAUUAGUUCCAGCUCUAGUUUUUGUUGUUGUUAAAUUAAAGCUCGGAUGUGAGUUACAAUAAUUUAUUUUGUCAAGUGACUGGCUGGAAAAGCCAAGAAGCACGGGCUUCGAGAAAAAGUGUCGCCGAGGCGGAUUAAACUUGAAUUCUUUGUGCGCAGCUGCAGGAACGUCAAGAUGCGUCAGUUUAACAUCUCGGUCAUUGGACUAUCCGGGACCGAAAAGGACCGCGGCCAGGUGGGAGUGGGCAAGUCAUGCCUGUGCAACAGAUUCAUGCGCCCAAUGGCCGACGACUACUUCAUCGAUCACAUAUCAGUGCUUAGCCAGAGCGACUUCAGUGGCCGGAUUGUGAACAACGACCACUUCCUCUACUGGGGCGAUGUGCGCAAGACGACGGAGGAGGGCGUCGAGUACCAAUUUAAUAUCAUCGAGCAGACGGAGUUCAUGGACGACUCCACGUUCCAGGCCUUUAAGGUGGGAAAGAUGGAUCCAUACUCGAAGCGGUGCACGGCCACCAAGGUAUUCUCCGCGGAGAAGCUUAUGUACAUAUGCAAGAAUCAGUUGGGCAUCGAGAAGGAGUACGAACAGAAGGUCAUGCCCGAUGGCCGGCUCAGUAUCGAUGGCUUUGUGGUCGUCUUCGAUGUGAGUCCAGUGCCCAAUCGCAGUGUGGAGAAGCAGGUGGAGUUCGUGCAGAACGUCAUCGCCACCAUACUGAAGAACAAGAAGCCCCUGGUGCUGGUGACCACAAAGAACGACGACGCCUAUGAGUUGUAUGUUCGUGAGGCGGAGAAGAUUAGCCAGCGAAAGGACUACAAGAGCACCGUGCAGCUAAUUGAGACGUCGGCCCACGAGAGCAUCAACAUCGAUUUGGCCUUCCUCCUGCUCGCCCAGAUGAUUGACAAGGUUAAGAACCGGGUCAAGAUCAUCUCGUACCAGGAGUCGGCCAAGUCGCGUAAGGAACUGCUGGACACACGAUCCGAAGCGGUGACGCGACUAAUUCGCAACCAGAUCACCGACUAUCAUAUCCUGUGGUCCCAGGGCUCCAAGAUGCUGUCGCAGUACCGCGAGUGGAACGAGUUCCUCAACAUAUUCGGUCACGAGGCCGGGCAGAAACUAUUCCGGCGGCACAUGAAAAAGCUGCGCGACGAUCAUCUAAACAAGAAACUGCAUCAGUACUUGGACAAGUUUGCCCUGGCCCUGGAGUACCUGCUGCCGGACAUUGGGGCUUUAAAUAUCAGCGAUGACGAUGCUUGGGAGUGCGCCAGGAACUAUCUGCAGAAUCACAUCGAGUUCGAGCAGUACUUCUUCGAGUGCCCGCAGGCCUCGUGGACGGAGCUGGUGGACAUGGACGAGGCGGAGGAUGAGGCCCGCAUUCCCUUCGAUGUGCUGGAGACUUCCGAGGCAGAGACCGUCUUCCGUAAUUACUUGAACUCGGUGCAGCAGGACAAGAAAAAAAUUGGAUGGAAACAGCAAUUCAAAAUGCUACUUGAGGAGUCGGGCUUUGUGACGCCCGGCAAGCAGCUUUCCGAGGUGCGCGUCCUGUUCAUGGGACGCGAAUGCUUUGAGGCGCUUUCGGAGCACGAUUGCCAGCAGAUCUACGACAUCCACCAGGACGACAUCAUCGAGAAGAGCAAACAGAAUUUUGUGGAGCUUCUGCUGGAGCACGCUCAAUAUUUUCUACAAUUCAAGAACGUGGACAACAUCACGCAGGAAGAUGUGCGCCAGAUCACCGAUGUCAUACAGGAGGAUUCACGCUACAAGAUGCUCGAUCGCUUGGACCAGGAGCGGCGUUUGAUGCUUGUCCAGCAUCUACGCUUCAUCCACUGCCCCAUUCGCGAUCACUGCCCCUUCUUCUACAACUGUGUGGAUAGCCUGAUUGAGGAGGUGUUAUCCGACAAGUCGGCCAGCAACCACAAGACGCCCAGCGGCGGUGGCUGGAAGAGUUCUGGCAGCGGCAGUGACCGCACGCUCAAUCUGCUGAUCGUGGGCUCCGAGCACCUGGCCAGCGAUCUACUCAACGACAUCCGCAUCUGCACCGGGAGCAAGGGCGAGUACAUCUACGAGAAUCAGACGUAUUAUCUCAAUUACCGAAUUGCCAACGGCGACAUGGAGGCCUUCAAGGCCAUUGAUGUCUACUCGAGUGGUCUCAUAUGCGUGUACUCCAACCAGCAAUCUUUUGAGACGCUCAAGGACAACUUGGAGCGCACGCUGCUCUGCAACCUGGAGCUGGAGGACAAGUUCGAGAACCUGCCGAUCGUGCUGGUCUACCAGCCACAGGACCUCAAGGAGAACGAGGUGGAAUACUUGCGCAACGAGGGCAUGCGCCUGUCGGAGAUGCUGCACUGCGACUUCAUCGAUCAUACGCAGAAUCACCAGAAGUACGUCUAUGACAUACUCAACAUAGUCAUACUGUCGCUGAAGCUGACUGAGAUGAAGAGCUACGAGCCGUAUCCCUCCAAUCACACCGACCUGCGCAUCCUGUGCUGCAUUUUUUGUGGCGAUCAGUACGACAUCGAGAACAUUGUCCAGCCGCUGGUGGAGGAAUCGACGCUGGUCAAAGCCAACGAACACUCCAUCAUUGUCGACGUCUUUAUUGGCGAUGCCAAGCGGCGGGUCGAGUUCAUUCUCUCCUCAUAUCAUGGCACCAGCCAGUAUCGCGAUGAACUAAUCCAUGGCUAUAUUUACUUUUACUCGGCCAAGCGUCGAUCUUCGUUGGCAAAUUUAAGCAUCCUGGCAGCCCAGAAUGCAAACAUUCCAUUGCAGAUUAUCGCGGUGACCGAGAGCGGGGGCGUUAAUGCCUUCUUCAACAGCGAUAUUUGCCAGUUUCUGAUCACCGAGGGCAAUGCGGUGGCCGAUCGUUUCAAGGGGAGCUUCAUGACCUUCUCGGCUGAUCAGUAUGUCAAGUUCGCGUUCUAUAAUCCAUUCCUGAAGACAGCCUGGGAUAACAAGUACGAGGUGGAGAACCUGCAUGUGGAGGAGUCAAUUACUUUGGAUUCGGGCGAGGGCACGCUGGAGAACUCGGUUAACCAGAUGCCACGCCCGCCGCCGCGCCACGAGAGCUACAUGCUGUCCAAUACGUUGGGAACCGACGGUUCCGGCAGUGAGAAUUACGAAAUGGCUCCUACCCGAUCUCUCAACUCAUUAAAUGAAGAAAGAGAUAUAUCAUUAGAUGAAGUCUACGAUGACAACGAAAAGCCGAAGCACCUGCAUCAAAGAUUCCAGAUAUUCCCUCCUCCAACAACUCCUCCAGAGCCAGCCCCUCCAGAUCAUCAGCUCAUUACAUGCACAUAUAAGAGUCAAUUCGUUUCGGCUUCAGAAUCAAGUUUGGAAGAAAUAACAUCGGAUGUCAGCGGGUCCAAGGAUUCACUGGCCACCCACGAUGCAGAGUGGCUGGAGGACAAGAGUGAUGGGCGGCGCAACAUGAACAAGAACUUGAUUUGGAACAACUUCAGCGGAUCCACGCAUGCCUACACCACCGGUCGCCGGCACAUCGACUCCAAUCUGAACAAAAUCCGCCCGAAGGGACCCAGUCAAACGCUCAAAGUGGGCGAGGCGCCCAGUCGCAAUUGCCCGGCCAUGAGCUCCUCCACCUUCACCCUGCCCACCCAGCAGCCGGGCAAGCUGAACAUGAAGAACUUUCAGCUGGUCAGCGAUGCGGUGGCCAAAAUGAAUUUCACCGGCUCCGGUUCGGGCUCGGGAUCUGGUUCGGGAUCGGGCAGCACUGGACUGGGCCUGGGUCUGGGUUCCGGCAGUGGCUGCAUGGGGGACUCGUAUCUGGAGCCGGGCGACAAGGACGGCAAGCGGUACGAUCAUGCCCAGUUGGAUGGCGAAGAUGAGGAUUCCGAGGAGCUCGCCGAGUACGAGCAGAUCUACGAAAAUGAAGACUGCACCGAAUCAGACAGCUGUGCCAGUUCCACGGAGCGACGGGUGCGCCAGCAGAAUGCCUACUACAAGGCCAGCAAGAAGCCGGUGGCCGCCAAGAAGCAGAAGAAAAAGAAGGUGGCCAUCCCGGUGCAGACACCGCGUGUUCCUCCGUUCGGCUCCUAUGUGAGUCCGCCGGAGAUUCCGCUGCACUACCAGCGCAUGGCCGUUGGCGGGCCAGGUGAGAAAAAGAAACCAGAGCCUUGCGUUCCGGAGUUCAUGAAGAGCGACAAGUCGCCAGAGUAUUCCAUGGUGCCAGAGCUGGCGGGUGCCGGCAUCUUCGGUGCAGAGAAUUUGCCCGAGUACAACAUGAACCAGGCCAAAUGCUUGAAGGACUUUGAGAAGCUGGAGAAGCGGCGUAUCAAGGAGGAAACGGCCAGGCAGCGCAAGCUCCAGGAGAAGGAGAAGGAGCAGGAGAAGAAGCUCAAGCGCAAACUCAAGCAGAAUGCCAAGGGCCUGGUUGAAACCGCGGAGGCGCAAUUUGGCAAGCUGAUGAUUACCUCCGAACAGGGCGAGAUCCCCAUCUUCCUUAACAAGUGCGUCGAGUUUAUCGAGAAGGAGGGCCUGGACUCCGAGGGCAUUUAUAGGGUGCCCGGAAGUAGAGCGCACGUCGACAUGCUGUUCCAACGCUUCGAAGAGGAUACCAAUACUGAGAUUGAUGCGCUGGACAUACCCGUGAAUGCCGUGGCCACGGCACUGAAGGACUUCUUCUCCAAGCGCCUGCCCCCGCUGUUCAGCAAGGACAUCAUCAAGGAGCUGGAGGAGAUUGCCGGUUCCCGAGGCGUGGGCAAUUCCAAGCUGAAUGUUGAGGUCAAAACGGACCGGAGUUGCCGCUUGAUAGCUUUAAAAUCGCUGCUCCAGAAGCUACCGCCCAUCAACUUUGCCAUACUCAAAUACAUAUUCCAGCACUUUGUGCACGUAUCGGACAACUCGAAGCUGAAUAGCAUGGACAGCAAGAACUUGGCCAUCUGCUGGUGGCCCACACUCAUACCCAUCGACUUCACCGACAUGGGCCACUUUGAGCAGCUGCGUCCGUAUCUGGAGGACAUUGUCCAGACAAUGAUUGACCAGUUCCCGUAUCUGUUCUGCGGCAAGGACGCUUUUGUCAUGGUCUAGGCCUAGAUCCCCGCCAGGCCAUGGCACACUGGGACUUCUACUUGACCGCCGGACGCGAAGCCAAAACGAGAUAGUUAGAUUCAAUGUGCGUUUGUGUAUGAAUGUGGGCGCCAGUGAGAUGUGUGCCAUGUGUGCUUUGUGUUUUUUGGGUGAUCUAAGGAGCAUAUUAGUAAUAGCCAUAGGGAGAAGGAGGCAGAAGGAAGCAGGAGGCGUUAGCAGGAGGCAGCCCAUCGAUCGAUCGAUUCAUUGAAAUGAGGAUCAGCAGCCAGGCAUAUACAUACAUAUUUAUGAUAGUAUAUAAUAUACUUGGGUCUAUUGUGUGCAGUGUGUGAUUCGUGAUUCGUGAUUGUGUGUGCGAGCGUGCGAGCGAGACAACAGAAUUUGGCUAAGUAGGGUAUAUUUAUUUUUUAUAUAUACAAUAUAUAUUUUGUAUCGAUGGCUUUGUUGUGUUUCCGUGAUAUAUGUAAACGCGUCAAGUAUUUUCUCUGUGUGGUGGUGCGUCCCUUUUGUCGUUGAAUCCAUUGAGUGAGACCUCCCCUCGCCGCCCCCCAUUCCCCGCCCCUCGGCCACCGCCAGCCCUCUCCCCCUCCUCCUCCCACCAUGGCACCCGCCACCCACAAACGCUCCUCCCAUCACGAGGGGCGGGGCGGGGGCGCCAACGACAACGCACAAAAACAAGAACAUAACUAAAAAGUAAAACAAAAAAAAACAGACAAAAACAACAACCAAGAUAUAUAUGUAUGAAAGCAUGGGGAGAUAUCUAGUAUGAUGUCAGGAAGAUGCAGGAAGAUGGUUAAAUAAAAUUUACUGUGUAUCUGUGUAUGUUAUAAAUGUAAUUGUAAUUGUAUGUUAAAAAUAAUGGGCGAUCAGCCAACCAAUUUCCACAUAAACACAAUAGCGAUAAUGCUAGAUAUAUAAUAUAUAUUUAAAUACCACUAAAUGUCUGUGUGUCUAGUGUAGGUGAAAGUAGGCGAGGUGUUGAAGGCUUUGGGGAGAAAGGACAAGUGAAGAAAGGAAUACACUAAAAAAAAAACAAGGAAACAAAAAAGAAACCAAUAAGAACAACCGAGCAAAAUCUAAUUUUCGAGCUAAACUAAAUGUGCAUCUCAGUGUGUGUGUCUGUAUAUGUAUGUUUGUCAUCCAACUAGAUAUAUACACUAUAUAAUUAUAUAGCUAACAUAUAAGCAAGAAAUGAUAAUUACUACGGCAAAGGAAAUCUCCCACAAAAACUACAAAUAAAGUUUAAAAAAUAAAAACAAAUAUACAAGUAAAUUGAAGCGAUG